Molecule: messenger RNA, 1341 nt
Organism: Cucurbitaria berberidis CBS 394.84
Lineage: Eukaryota; Fungi; Ascomycota; Dothideomycetes; Pleosporales; Cucurbitariaceae
Product: IFRD domain-containing protein
Exons: 3
Coding region: 1-1341 (446 amino acids)
Source: RefSeq, a predicted model, not a curated record
AUGCGCGACCUCCGCAGACAGGCCCUUGAGAGCCACAAGACAGUGUCGCGCAAAGCCCGCUCACGCGUCGUAUCUACUGCCUCGUCCGCAGCCAACUCGCCCGCGCAGUCGCGCGCUGCUAGUCGCAACCCCAGUCGGCAGGUCUCAGACGAUGACGAGGGCGAUCUUAGCGACGGCACAGCCUGGAGCACAAACUCCAUCGACGAGAUUCUCAACGGCGAAGAUGUCGACGUUCCCGAAGACGCGUGGAAGGCGGAGCUCAAUGUCCGCAUUGAGCAGAUCACCAACCUCAAGCGCAGCAGCACCGAAGGGCGCGCCGAUAGUCUAAUCGCCUACGCGCGUAUACUCAUGGCGCGAUAUGCAAAGGAUGUAGUCGAGGGACAUGUGCACGAGCUGGUGCCGUCGAUGCUUAGGAGCAUCAGACAGGAGACGACUGAGCGUGAGGCCGUAGCAGCCCUCAAAGCCCUCACCGUCACCGUAGUGACCCUCGACUCCGACAUCAUAUACGACGAUGUUGCCGACCAGCUCAGGCGAUCGAUAGAAUCAUCCGAGUCUGUCGAGAUACAGGUCAAUGCGAUUCACGCUCUCGGUGUGGCUGCCUUCUUCGGCGGAGCGGGCGAGGACGACAUCCUAGACAUCAUGACUCUAUUCCUCGCCAUCAUCGAGACAGAUGGCGCUUCCGUCAAUGCGCAAGAUGAAGGCAAUGUGGUCGUUGCCGCACUUGAAGAGUGGGGUCUCCUCGCGACGGAAAUUGAGGAUUUGGAGAAUGAGACCGAGGCGGCCAUCGAAGCCUUUGUGGAACAACUGGAAAGUGCCGAUGCUAGUGUGCAGAUAGCUGCGGGCGAGAACAUAGCUCUGCUGUACGAGAAAUCCUUCACCAUCCAAGAAGAGGAUGAACAGGUUGCGGACGAUCAGGAUCCCGACGAUCCAGAGCAUACAAAGGACGGGCCAAAGAUGGUCAAUCGAUAUCAGGUCUACCGAAGACAAGACAAACUUUUGCAUACCCUCGAAGAGCUCGCCAACGUCUCAACACGCCGGAUUUCGAAGAAAGAUCGCAAGACACUCCACUCGUCAUUUGCAGAUAUACGCAACUCGGUGGAAAAGCCGACACGUGGACCUAGCUACUCAACGGCAAUCGAUCAAGAAUCCGGGAAAGCAUACGGAGCGGGCAGAAUGAAGGUCAGGAUCAACCGUAAUCUUGAAGUGCGAAUCGACAAGUGGUGGAAGUUACAGAGGCUGAAUGCGCUACGGAGAACACUACAAGGCGGCUUCACAUAUCACUACGAUCAAAAUGAGCUUGUGUCUACAGCUCUACCAUUCUCCAUGGCUAGCAAACGGUAA